Messenger RNA from Carica papaya (papaya), 2003 nucleotides. Its product is annotated as TPX2 (targeting protein for Xklp2) protein family. Gene Ontology annotation, molecular function: microtubule binding. Lineage: Eukaryota; Viridiplantae; Streptophyta; Magnoliopsida; Brassicales; Caricaceae. The record is from RefSeq and is a predicted model, not a curated record.
CGAAAAAGCUACUGAUAAGGGCAGCGGCAUUUUCGUAAUUUCAUCGACUUCUGAAAUCUAUCCGCUUCGUUGAAAAGCUCAUAUUCUUUUCAUUCCCUGCGUAACCUUCCUUUCUCUCUCUCUUUCUCUUUCUUCAACAGAAAGCAGUGUCACUACGCCCACUAGAGCUUAUCUCAAAUGUACUCGUUUCGGUAUUUACAGCUUUAGGCUCAGAUUUUGUCAUUUCUGAAUCAGCGGCGUCUUAUUUGGGUUUCUGUUCUUAGUUUUCCUGUUGAGCUUUCACUGUUUUCUGGAUUACCCAGAAUAUUCAUCUCACUCUGCAUAAGAAUUUCGUUGCGCCAUGGCAUCUGAGAACGGGAUUACAGUGGAGGAUGAGAGUAUUGUCAUUAAGAAAGUUGAUGUGGAACAGUCUGACAUGGAAUCAAAGAAAGAGGAACAUAACUCUGAUAGUGGUGAAAAGGUUUUGAAUGAAAGUGAACCUUCAGAAACUGUGGCCAAAGCUGAAGGUCUUAAUUCAUCUGGGGUCAAAGCUGAAGCUGCUAUAGAUGUCACAGAAAGUAAAAUCUCAAAACCCUUUAAGGAGCAGAGUAAGUCAAAUGUUGGUCUCUCAAAGAAUGGUAAACUAGCUAAAGAUAAGCCUAAUUUAAAAGGCUCGGCUCCAUUUUUACGUAACCAGAAGCCAAAAGUCCUCUCCCAGAGCCUUUCAUUUCCAGCUAGAGGUAACCAUGCUGAUGCUUUGAAGAAAAGUAUCGAUGGACACCCAUUGAAAAAUGGUGUCAAACAUGGCCAAGAAAAUGGAGCAAAAGCUCAUCAUGCAUUGUCUUCUAAUGGAUUAGUUACUUCAGUAUCCCGCUCGAAUUAUCCUAACAAACGUGCACCCACUGCAACAAAUUCAAAGGAAGCAGAGAGCAAUUCUGCUGGAAUUCCUUCUAGGCGGGCAACUUUAGCAUCUGUUUCUAGUAUUCGACGAGCUGGGCCUACAAAGUCCAAUUCUGUUACUGCAGCGACUGACUGCCUACCAUCUGAAGUCUCCGAAGAAACUGAUCAAAAUGCAAAACCUGAGAUGACAACUUUGCCAAGCAAAGACGAUGAAGACGCCCAUUCCACUACUUCGACUUCCACACAUGGAAGAAGAAACAGCGGGUCUGGAUUUUCAUUCAGGUUGGAUGAACGUGCUGAAAAAAGAAAGGAGUUCUUCCUGAAGAUGGAAGAGAAAAUCCAUGCUAAGGAAAUUGAAAAAAAUAACUUGCAGGCAAAAUCAAAGGAGAACCAGGAGGCGGAGAUCAAACAAUUAAGAAAGAGCUUGACAUUUAAGGCUACACCAAUGCCAAGCUUCUAUAAAGAACCUCCACCAAAAGUUGAACUGAAGAAGAUACCAACUACACGUGCUAAAUCUCCGAAGCUUGGAAGACAGAAAAGCUCCACUGCUGCAACAAACACCUCCCCAGAAGUUGCUGGAGUUCCUUCUGCUAGCCCACAUCUGAACCGCGAACAGAGCAACUCUACCAAGGGAAUCCAACCAAAUGGUGAUAAUGACAAUUCCGGUGCUUCAAAAAGACCUUUUAAGAAAUCCCAAUCCAAGCUUCAUCCCCGGGAUAGCCCCGUCAACACAAAAACCGAAGCAAAACCAGUCAAGCCAAAACCAAAGUCCAGCGCUGCAUGUAGCCAAAACCAGGAAGCAGCAAGCACUGCAAAACCCAUAGACGACCUGACAUUUUCUUCGAGUAUUCCCAAACUUGAAGAUGCCAUAGCUGCUCCAAUGGCUGAAAUGAAUCCUACUCAGACUGAUGGACCCAUUUCAAGUUUGGCCAAUGCUGAGAUCAUGCCUCUUGGAGUCACAGUCGGGUGAAGAAUGAAGAUUAUAUACAAGUCAGGCGUUAUAGAUGUUCUUUAUUCUUGAAUCUAUUCUGUUGUGAAUAGCAUAUUAUUAUUAUAUGUUGCUUAUGAGUUGUGACAUUCUUUUUGGGGAAUUAUUAUUUAAAGGUAUAUAAUAUAUAUAUAUA